Molecule: messenger RNA, 453 nt
Organism: Pararge aegeria (speckled wood butterfly)
Lineage: Eukaryota; Metazoa; Arthropoda; Insecta; Lepidoptera; Nymphalidae
Product: histone H4
Exons: 1
Coding region: 36-347 (103 amino acids)
Biological process (GO): nucleosome assembly
Cellular component (GO): nucleosome
Molecular function (GO): protein heterodimerization activity; DNA binding; structural constituent of chromatin
Source: RefSeq, a predicted model, not a curated record
UUCGCACGUUCGCCAGUCUACAAACGACAACAAUCAUGACAGGUCGCGGAAAAGGCGGGAAAGGUUUAGGCAAAGGAGGCGCGAAACGUCACAGGAAAGUCCUCAGAGAUAAUAUCCAGGGCAUAACCAAACCUGCCAUCCGAAGACUGGCCAGGCGAGGUGGUGUGAAAAGAAUAUCUGGAUUAAUAUACGAAGAAACUAGAGGCGUUUUGAAGAUAUUCUUGGAGAAUGUGAUUCGCGACGCAGUCACUUACACAGAGCAUGCGAAAAGAAAAACUGUGACAGCAAUGGAUGUUGUGUAUGCUUUGAAACGCCAAGGUCGCACGCUCUAUGGAUUUGGCGGUUGAGAGUGCAAAAUGGAAAGUUUAAAUUAAAUUAUGAAGUAGUAGUAAUGGAUCCUUUAGUUAUUUAUUUAUUGUGAAAAAACAAGACAAGGCCCUUUUCAGGGCCGCA